GUUUGGUAGUUUUUUAGUGUUCAGAUUGAGUGACCUUUAUAUUUCUGUUUUUUGUAAACCGAGUGAAGGUUCCUGUUUAGUCUCUGUCCUUCUCCCAUGUUUUCUUGAUAUAACAUUUGUAUGCGAUUUCUCUUUUUGUCCAUGGCAUUUGAGUUCCAAUUAUUCAAUGUCAAUCAAUCAAACUUUAUGUCAGACUCAAGGUCCAUAUAUAAUAUAUAAAAUGAAUGUGUCUUUGUAUCUCUUUCAUUCAUUUCUCCAAGAAAAGGUAAUGGAGAGAGUCAACGUAAAGUACUGCGGUAAAAAAUACCUUUCUUGAAUCGUUAUUGCUUGGAACUCGGUUUCCCAGACUGCCCUGUUCAGUCACGUGACGUUUGUUCACCGGUUGUUGAUGACGACGUUCAUACGGCGCACGUCAGUUCCUCAGUGGUGUCCCAAGGAGGAGGAGGAGGAGUGCCUGCUAAGAUUGAAAAAAUAAAUAAAUUAACAAUAACAUUUUCGCCGACGACUUGCUCUCAACACACGGAAGAACAAUAGUGCGGGCGAAUGAAGCUACGGUAGUAUGAGAAACAUGUUAGCUACACGCGAAAUGCCGUCGAUUCAGAAGCGACUCUUGAACAUUGUUUAGAAGGCCUGUUGCUAGCUGCUGUGUAUCCGCGGGGCUAGCCCGGUACACUCAGGGGGCCGCGACGGGAGCUUCGUGGACUGCUUUGCUCAGCAAGAGCUGAUCUGCGGUUUAACAAAACCAGAAACAGCCCACCAUGAAUCGAUACCUGCCGGUGGCGCGGCAGCACUUUCUGGCCGCCCUCGCCAGCACCAGCGUGGUGGUGAAGAGCAUUAGCGCCGUGGUGGUGCUCAUCUACCUGUUGUCGUGGGCCGUGGACGCCCGGUACGCUUUGGGCGUGACCCCGGGCUACCUCUUUCCGCCUAACUUCUGGGUGUGGACGCUGGUGACCCACGGGGUGGUGGAGCAGCACGUCUGGGGUGUGGCGGCCAACGUGGGCACGAUGAUGGCCUGCGGCCGUCUUCUGGAGCCUCUGUGGGGCGCUCUGGAGCUCCUGAUCUUCUUCGCGGUGGUGAACGUCUCCGCGGGCCUCCUGGCGGGCCUCUCCUACCUGCUCACCUACGUGGCCACCUUCGACCUGGACUACCUGUUUGCGGUUCGCGUCCACGGAGCGGCCGGGUUCCUGGGGGGCGUCCUGGUGGCGCUGAAGCAGACCACGGGGGACACCACGGUGCUCAGGGUGCCGCAGGUGAGACUGAAAGCAGCACCGGCUUUGGUCCUCCUCCUCCUGGCCUUGCUGCGUCUGUCGGGGAUGCUCGACACCUCUGCUGACCUGGCGGCAUACAGCUACGGCGCCCUCUCCGGCUGGGUCUACCUGCGCUUCUACCAGAGGCACAGCCGGGGCCGCGGGGACAUGUCGGACCACUUUGCCUUUGCUAGUUUCUUCCCUGAGGCGCUGCAGCCGGCUGUGGGGCUGCUGGCGGGGCUGGUCCACGCCGCCCUGGUGAAGGUGAAGGUGUGCAGGAAGAUGGUGAAGAGGUACGACGUAGGGGCUCCGUCCUCCAUCACGAUCAGCCUGCCAGGAACCGACCCCCAAGACGCAGAGAGGAGGAGACAACUGGCCCUCAAGGCUCUGAACGAGCGCUUGAAGCGCGUGGAGGACACGUCGGCCUGGCCCAGCAUGGACGACGAGGAGGACGAGGACGAGCUGCGGACCGACACACAGCCGCUCCUCCCGGGGCCGUCGGCGGGGCCCGGCGGCGCCUCUCUCUCCUCCUCCGCCUCCUCGUCCUCCGUCUCGCAGAGCGGCGGAGGGCCGUCCGGGGGCGGAGCGCAACACCCGGAGUCCAGCAUCAUCAGCUUCGAGGACGCCCCGUCCAGAUCGUAACAGACGGGCCGAGACGCAACGCCCUGCCGGGUGCCACCGGGCGGGCGUCUGCGACUAGUGUACAAAUCCGCGAGUAGCUACGCGCUCGACACCGCGACGCAGACAAAAACGUUGGACCGGCUCACACGCGCACGCCCGUGCCCUCAAAAACACGCCGGGCAAUGCCAUUGCGCGGGCCAAUAGCGCGGCGGUGACUGUACGGCGCAGUGUGACGUGGUCCCUCGCCUCCUCUCCUCCUUCCCCGCAUACGAGCCACUGACCGCAGAUCUCGGCCCACUGCUUCACGUGUCGCUUUCUCUUGCUUCCCAAAUAAAAUAAAACACAAACGGGUGUACACUGGGUCUUUUUAAAAGUAUUUUCCGGAGCACCCGUGGCUUGUUGUGAUUGGCUUUCCACGAUAAAAAGACUUGCCCAGAGCUCUCUGUGAGGGCCAACUCUACGCGCCGGAGAGACCUGAAGGUGAAACCUUGGCUUUUAGUUGUUGAUGUUCAAACGCAGUGUGUGAAGGAGGAAGUGUGGAAACUAGAUCUGCUGAAGGUCCGUGCUGCUGAUUAACUGUGAUACAGAACUUCAAGAUUUGAAUUGAAGAGAAUCAUCCUGAAUACUUUACCUGGCCGGCCGUUGUCUCUGGAACCGCCUAGUGCCCCCUUUUCUAAAUCUCCCCCUCCCAAUUUGACCUUCUCUGGAGAACAAUUUUGUCAUUUUUCUUUCUUUUUUUUCUUUGUAUCUUCAUCACUAAACAAUAUCCCACAAAAACCUGUUUUUGUGCACUUCCGAAGUGUUCAUGCACACAGAUUUUUAGGAUGAUUCUACGAGUUAUGAGAUUUUUUUUCUUCCAGGUUAAUAUUAAGCCCACAACAGGAGCAUCACCCUGUUGUGUGUGUGUGUGUGUGUGUGGUCAGCUGAUCAGUAAUUGGGGAAAAUGUUUCCCAAUCACAUUCUUUCCACUUGUGACAUCUAUCAUCUCUUUGCUCCAAGGAUGACUGCUGGUGAGAACAUUUUCUUUGAAGAUUAAUAUAAAUUGUUUCAAAAUGCACCAUAAAUUCUAUGCAGACCCAAAGGUCAGUGAUUCAUUCGUUUUUCAUCCGGUUAGAUGUCAGUCUAUUGUGGUAUGGAUCAAAUCAUACAAUUCCCCCAUUGUCAUCUCAUUGUCGAUUCAAGUCAGUCAAAUGCACGAUGUCACACGUUGCAGCAGCGACACAUAUAUAAAUUAUUAUUAUUUUUCAUCUUCAGGUUGAGAAUGUUUCCUAGUUGAAGAUUUUCCAAAUAACUAAGUGCUGUACAUAUUUAACAAUGAACACAAGGUUCAUCACUAAGCCGAUGAUGAUCAGUUUUUUUUUAAUUUUUUAUCCUGACUUCAGCGGGCUCCUUUAGAAACCAUGAAAGAAGAGAUUGAACUCUACAAACUAACAAACUGUUGAAUUAAGGUGUUCUAAUUGAAAUACAACAUGUUCCUCUCUUCUGUUGUUGAUCAGCUCGAUAGUUGUGCGAGGAAGAAUCUUGCUGCGUCCUUGCUGAUGGUUUAGUUUGUCACCGCCUGGGUGGACAAUCUCUAAAUUAAAAACUAAUGAAAUGUAAGAAGAGGUAGAGCGGGAAAUUCAUCGGCCGCCAUCAAUGACCGGGAGGAGAGAACAGGCCUCCAUGGUCCUCCCUGGAAGAGUCUCCUGUGGUUAUUUAAUAUGAUUCCGGGUAUUUUACACUGUGUUAAAAUGACGUUUACACAUCUGUGUUGGAAAUGGCGGAAUAUUACAAGUGAAAAUCCAAAGUUUUAGAAGUCUUUACUUUUGCUCAGCUUGCCGUUUCCUCUGAGAGA
Messenger RNA from Pungitius pungitius (ninespine stickleback), 3702 nucleotides. It is a transcript of the gene tmem115, whose product is annotated as transmembrane protein 115. Gene Ontology annotation, biological process: retrograde vesicle-mediated transport, Golgi to endoplasmic reticulum. The transcript is spliced from 4 exons. Gene Ontology annotation, cellular component: membrane; Golgi apparatus. The coding region runs from base 759 to 1889 and encodes 376 amino acids. The record is from RefSeq and is a predicted model, not a curated record. NCBI's taxonomy places the organism in Eukaryota, Metazoa, Chordata, Actinopteri, Perciformes, Gasterosteidae.